AUGAUGCUGUGCCAGAACAGACAGGAAGAUGUCUCAUUCCUCUUGGGUGCAUCGCCCGGCCUCCCAUCACAAUGCUUUUUCGACACCAUCCUGGUGCCGUUACCGACCUGGGUCUUCAUCCUCGCCCUCCCAGCCGUCGGCCUUAUCCGCACCAGGGUGCCGUCCACACAGGUCCUCCACGCCAAUGUCCGCCGCGCCUGGAUCCGCAGCGGAACGCUAGGACUCUACUACUUUUGCGUGUUCGCUAUCGUCCUAAUGGAGUCUAUCGAGGUUGGGCGCCUGGCUAAGGCCGACAUGGGCGUCGGACUGCUGCCCUUCGUCUACGUCGCUUGUGUGCUGGCCGUGGUCACGUGCUGGACGGAUGCCAGGGUAGCGGGCGCGCUGGGCUGGGAGCGAGGGUGGUGGCACGAGGCGGUUGCGCUAUUCUGUGUCAUGAGUGGGAUCAUUUCCACCGUCAAGACCAUCGCCGUCGAGGCGCUGGACGGGGCCGGGCGCUUGAAUACAGCGUAUCCCGUGAGCGACCAGUAUACGGACCUUGUCGUCCUAUCGGUGCUGUAUUUCGUGCUCUUGCUGGUUGUCGUGGUCAUGAAAUACCUGGUCAGACCGCAAGCGCCAGCCAACCACCGGCCUGAGUCUAACAACAUCGAUAUCGAGGAGGUGGAGCUCACAAUGAAGGUUUGA
Diaporthe citri is the source of this 681-nucleotide messenger RNA. RefSeq lists its product as uncharacterized. NCBI's taxonomy places the organism in Eukaryota, Fungi, Ascomycota, Sordariomycetes, Diaporthales, Diaporthaceae. The transcript is spliced from 2 exons. The coding region runs from base 1 to 681 and encodes 226 amino acids. The record is from RefSeq and is a predicted model, not a curated record.